CCAACCCUCAUGGUAAAUCUUAAAUCACGUGGCAUGAUAUAUGUUGAAACUAUUGGGGCCAAAACAACACCAUGGCCCCGCUGCUUCCCUCUCCCCUGCCCAAAUCGCUACCCAACUUGCCGCUUCUACUAGGAGCAACAACUCUACUUCUGCUGAUGAUGUUGGCCAGAGGCUUGAUCCAAUUCUCCACCUGCUAGCUUCCCACUCUAUCCUCACUUCUUCGACUAGAAACGUCGAUCACGGCGGCAGCGGUGAUGGGUUCCAGAGAUCCUACAGCCUGGCGUCCGUGGCGAAGUAUUUCCUCAAGGAUGGGAACAAAACAGGGUCUCUGGCUCCUCUGUUGUCCAUGAUUCCGGACAAAGUCGUUCUUGAUGCCUUAUAGGUGCAACACUUGCAAUGGAGCACACUCCCAUUUCUUAUGGGUUAAGGCCUCCAAGCAAUGGAGGCUGCUUUGAGGAGCUUCCUAGGGAGACGAUCGGCUCACCACUACCAGCCGCAGCUACGCCGGAGCGUGGAGAAGAUGUCGACGGAGGCGGCCGCCGGUUCCCCCUCCUCUUUUGCGCAGAGACUCAGAGAUCUGCCCAAACAUCUCCCCGGCACUCAAAUCAAACCCCGACAUGAGG
This is a messenger RNA of Linum trigynum, 623 nucleotides long. The record is from the annotation of a GenBank genome assembly. NCBI's taxonomy places the organism in Eukaryota, Viridiplantae, Streptophyta, Magnoliopsida, Malpighiales, Linaceae.